Molecule: messenger RNA, 664 nt
Organism: Aaosphaeria arxii CBS 175.79
Lineage: Eukaryota; Fungi; Ascomycota; Dothideomycetes; Pleosporales
Exons: 1
Coding region: 150-554 (134 amino acids)
Source: RefSeq, a predicted model, not a curated record
UUCAUAUCUUUGAAAUUGACAUACGUAUGAGGCGUCCAUGUAUUUACAUCAUACCUUCCACGCAUCAUCGCACGCACCCAAUUCGCCCCUAUCGGAGGUCGCCGACGCCCGUGAGGUAAAACGCCCGUAUUGGUAUCCAACCACUCACAAUGGAGAACAAAACGCACUCCCUCGAAACCUCUAAUUCAUCAAAGAUCGUAAAAAGAGUAGGCAAGUUCGAUGGGGGAAAUAUCGCGCGGAGUGAGAUUGAACCCCGCACGCGUACAUACACACAUACAUCAUUAUACACGCACGUACACUCGCACAAAGAAAACGCAGGGAAGAAGAAACGGGAAUGCGGUAGGUAUCAUAUCGUAUCAAGUCCUUAUCUACAGGGUCGGGUUGGAGAGGCACUGGGAAAAAGGCAUGCAUAUCUGUGGUAUAAACAGCCGAUUGGACGGGGUGCCGGAAUCAUCCAAUCGCGAUCGCUUUGCGUGUCCUCCUUCUUUUUACUUGCUUUUUUCCCUCCUUCUUCUUGCCUCGCAUCGAGGUUUGUGUGUUGUGUGAGGGUGUGAGACUCAAGAGGGUGUGUGGCGACUACCCCACGCGUUCUGGUGAUCGUUCCUUACUUGACUCCACCCCCACUCGUAUGCAAGCCUUUCCUGCAUGUAUGUGUUUGAUAUAU